AUGAAUCACGACAUGCAAGAUCCGACUAAGUCCCAUCUAAUUGUGAAGGUGAAGGGUCGUCCCUCAUCUCUAUUUGACUUAAUGGAGCGUAUAGUGGAGGACGGGGUCGACAUAUUCCUAUCACCGGUCACUUCGAGUGCUUAUUUCGAUUACACCGACAAAAUCGGCCAAAUUAACGCCAACUACUCGUUUAAAUACACCAAUAAUAUGGGCUAUUUGGAGGUGGGCACAUUUAUAGCCAGGACAACUAUCGGUGCCGCGCCAUUGCUCACAUACUUCCGGUGCUUUCAGCUAAACCACUUAUCGCCAUAUCUUUGGUCUCAUCUCUGA
Molecule: messenger RNA, 330 nt
Organism: Oppiella nova
Lineage: Eukaryota; Metazoa; Arthropoda; Arachnida; Sarcoptiformes; Oppiidae
Source: the annotation of a GenBank genome assembly